Cylicostephanus goldi is the source of this 771-nucleotide messenger RNA. NCBI's taxonomy places the organism in Eukaryota, Metazoa, Nematoda, Chromadorea, Rhabditida, Strongylidae. The record is from the annotation of a GenBank genome assembly.
GUAGCACACCACAAUGAUAAGAAAUUACAAACAUUCCAGGAAUUCUUCGAAGCCUGCCGUCGAGGUGAUGUUGAAAAAAUCAGAAGUUUUAUCGCAAGCAAGAAGAGUAAAAAGCCGCGUACCCCACUGAAUUUUUUGCGGACAGCACUUCCGUCACUUGGUUGGCUAGCUUCGUCUAAGGAUCCUUCAACGCUCUAUACGCCGUUGCACACUGCGGCUCUUCAUGGACAUUAUCAAGUUUGCAAAAUUCUCGUUGAAUCCGACAAGCUCUUAUGCUCAGCCAGGGAUAAGCGGGGAUGUAUUCCAUUACACUUGGCGUCAUGGAAUGGUCACUACGAAGCUGUUAAGCUGUUAUGUGAAUCAGAUCCCAGUAGUGUCGAUGCGGUGAACAAUGCUCAAGAGUCAUCUUUGCAUUUAGCAGCCCAACACGGCCAUGAUCUACUUGUUCGCGUCCUUCUUGAGGUCACAAUUUCGAUCAAAACAUUGAUAAUCUAUGAUUACACACUUUCGUAUCUCUUCCUGGGCGUGAAAUUGCGAAUUUUCCAUUUUCAGCAUCAUGCGGACCCAAGAAUACGGAACGCACGGUUCGAAACUCCCCUGGAUGUAGCCGCUCGAACCGGACAUGCCGUUGUGUGCAAAAUUCUAGUCGCUUUCUGCCCCGAGCUUACUUUACAGGUAAAUUUCUAUGCAGAAGCAACCUGUACGAAAAAAAUCCUACCAGGUGCUGAAGCAAUGGCACAAUUAGAUGGUGUAGUAGAAUGUUCAAUAUAG